Strongylus vulgaris is the source of this 450-nucleotide messenger RNA. NCBI's taxonomy places the organism in Eukaryota, Metazoa, Nematoda, Chromadorea, Rhabditida, Strongylidae. The record is from the annotation of a GenBank genome assembly.
GGUGCUAAUGGCGAAAUGGGUCUUAGGUUAGCUCUACAGACUCGAGAACAACAUAUCCGUAGAGACAAAGCCACUAGCAAUAUCUGCACAGCGCAGGCACUUCUCGCCAAUAUGUCCGCGAUGUACGCAGUUUACCAUGGUCCCAAACGACUUGUUGAAAUUGCAAGGAACAUUCACAAGUCCACAGCAUUCUUGCAGUCAGAACUGGUUAAAGCUGGACAUCAAAUCUCUCACAAGGUCUACUUCGAUACCUUGAAAGUUACUGUGAAAGACCUGGCAAGUUUUAAGCAACGAGCCGAAGAAAAACAGAUGAAUUUCCGCUACUACCCUGAUGGGGCUGUUGGUGUGUCACUGGAUGAGACGACAAAGUCAUCGGACCUCCGAGAUCUGCUCUAUGUUUUCAAUGGAUCAACGAAACUUAGCGAGGUGCUUAUCUGUGCUAACCAUUAG